Molecule: messenger RNA, 656 nt
Organism: Paramecium sonneborni
Lineage: Eukaryota; Ciliophora; Oligohymenophorea; Peniculida; Parameciidae
Source: the annotation of a GenBank genome assembly
AUGAAUUAGUCAAGAAGCAAAAGUCUGAGAGUUGAUAUAUCUAGUGGAUAAUCGUAAUUAAAUUAAGAAAUAGUUACUAAAUUAAAAUCUUUGAACCCAAAAUCGUUUGUUACUUAUGAAGUUUUAGAUUUAUUUUUUACUGAAUUAUAGUCAGUAUUAAGAGACAUAUAAAUUAAACAAGAUGAUCUAGAUAGAAUUUUUAUUUACUUCAAAAAAUUUAAUGAAUUUGAAAAUAAGCUUAUUGCUUUAGAAUAACUAAUUAAUCGAAUAGCAUAAGUUUUAAUACCUCUUCAAGAAGAAUUAAUUGAGAAGGUUUCAAAAGGUUAUUAACAAUAAACAAUUGAAAAAUACUUUGAAACCUUUCCAUAAUAAUUAGAUCUUAUAUUAAAUGAUAGAUUUAAUUUUCUUGAGAAUUAAAUCAACUAUUUUUAGAAAUAAUAAAAAAAUAUAGAAGAAAAUAUAAAUGAAGUUUAAAAUCAUGUAUUUAAUCCUUUAUUUUUUAUUUUUAGAUAAAAAAAUAAGGCGAUGAUAUUUUUAUACUAAUAAAAUCUUAUAAGGAGAUAUUAUAAAUUGAUCCUCAAUAUAAAUCAUUAAGAUAAUAAUUAAAUGUUAUUAGUGAAGGAUUAAAUGAUAUUAAAUAACAAUUUUUUUUUUGA